Mytilus californianus (California mussel) is the source of this 1323-nucleotide messenger RNA. Its product is annotated as homeobox protein Nkx-2.5-like. Gene Ontology annotation, biological process: cell differentiation; regulation of transcription by RNA polymerase II. The transcript has 3 exons. The record is from RefSeq and is a predicted model, not a curated record. Gene Ontology annotation, cellular component: nucleus. Gene Ontology annotation, molecular function: RNA polymerase II cis-regulatory region sequence-specific DNA binding; DNA-binding transcription factor activity, RNA polymerase II-specific. The coding region runs from base 172 to 1053 and encodes 293 amino acids. Lineage: Eukaryota; Metazoa; Mollusca; Bivalvia; Mytilida; Mytilidae.
UCAGUUCGAGUUGUUACACCACUAACCGCCGUUUGUUUUAAUAACACUUAACUACUGCAGUUUAAAUUUUAACAAAUUACCUUCUUUAAGGAGAGAACAUUUUUAAACACUUUGUUGUAUCUUCAGAGGUGAAAAAACUAUCGAUUUUAUUUUAUUUUCUUCUGUAUAAUUAUGGAAUGUGGAAUGAACCAUAGACUGCACGCCUUUGUUUCAUCGACGGGUUUGUUGCAGCAGGGGAGCAUGCUGUUCACCACACCUAGAACAUGGCACCCCCAUAUCUAUGAACCACCCAGAAAAUGUAGGAGACAUUUCAUAUCGGAUAUACUUGGACUGAGUGAAAACAAUGAAAAGGAAAAUCUAAAGAAAGAAAGUGUUAAAGAAAAUGACUUAAUAAGAAGUUAUACAUGUAAAUGUGAGGGGUGCUUCUUGAGAACAAGCACGUGUGACAUUAAGCAGGAAAUUAAAGAAGAAUCUGACCCCGAGGAUUCCCGAAAGAGAUCAUCCGAUGAUAACUGCAGUGAUCAAAAUCUAAAGAAAAAGAAAGCCCGAACGACAUUUACCGGGAGACAAAUUUUUGAACUUGAGAAGCAAUUUGAGCAGAAAAAGUAUUUGUCUUCGGCAGAAAGAGCAGAAAUGGCUACAAUGUUGAAUGUUACAGAAACACAGGUAAAGAUAUGGUUUCAAAACAGAAGGACCAAAUGGAAGAAACAGGAGAACAUUUCUAACGCUGAAGCUGCAGAACUUAAGCUCAAUGUAGAGAAAAGCACGGAUGUAUCGAAAAAACACGGCAAUAUGUCGACAGCCAAGAAAAAUAAAAGUGAGGAAAAAAUUUCACUGGCAUUCGAAAUUGAUAACAAAGACACGCAAACGGAAGUUAAAUCCGAAAUUGAUCCUGCAAUUAGUGAAGUAAUGAAUGAAAAAUUCCUAACAAAGCCUGACGUUUAUUCAAAUGAGAACAUGGCUGAAACAUUAUUAAGCAUUUCUAAAACCCAGAUGUCGCACUCUUCGAGUGAAAAUGACUUAGACGUUCAAGAUGACACGGGUGGAAUGUAAAUAAAAAUAUGGAAAAACAUUUUUGUAUAAAUUCUUCUUCAAAUACGCACGUGUAUAUUCCUUGUCACACCUGUAUUUACUCUGAGUAUGGGAGCCAUAUGUGUAAAAUUGUAUAUAUGCAUCUUAAGGGUGACCUCCUGAAAGAAACAGUCGGAGAACAAAAUGACUAAGAUUUUUUCUCCUCAUAAUGUCAACGUCGUUGUUCAGUCAUUCCAUUCUCUUUUAUAUGUAUAUCUUGAAUAAAUCCUUUAGAAUAAAGGUAACUGAAGA